ACACUAAACAAGGUGCAUAGAAGAAGAUACAUGUUUAUUUACCUUUUGCAAUGUCGAACUCUGGCCAGGAUUUCCAGGUGGUAACGCGCAAGAAAUGGAUGGCCCGAAAGUGCCUCAGGCGACGGGAUCGCCACAAGUCCGAGAGCGACUAUUUGAACGACUGCCCGGAUGUGGAUUUGAAGAAAUUUCAACCACGCCUGGAGAACUUGUGCACGGAGAUGUGCCAGAGCGACUACUUCCUAGUGGCAAUGGAAGCACUGCAGCAGCAGCUGGAAGGCAUUAAAAAGCCGUUGGAACGGAUUGUCUGCCUGGGUCUGGGACCCUUUUCGCGCACCUACCAUGCUCUUCAUCAGGCUGCCUUUGUGAUCGGUCUGCAGCGCCACCACAAGAUCAAGGAGACCCUCUACUUUGAUCCCGUCUUCAGGGACAGCGAGAUGGAACUGAUUCGCCUGUUCGACGGAUGUGUAAUGGGCGAAGACUGCGCAGGGAAACACGAAGCAGAGGUGCCUACGCUCUACUAUCUGCCCCACUGCCCCUACGCUCUAAUGCACAACAUCUUGUGGUCCAACUGGAAGAGGGAGACUUUGCCCAACGUUUUUCUAAUCUCAAACAGCUUUGAGAUGUUGACAAUGACGCGGAGAAGCCAGGAUGAUCAUAUAACAAGAAUAGUGGAGCACUGUACAGAAACACCCUUGGAGGACGACUACGAACACCACAAUGUAUUCAAUGACUUGUCGUUGCACACUUUUCCCAAGGAAUCCCUGCCAGCCAGCGAUGACGAAUCUUUUUGGACAAGAUGCGCUCCCUUGAAGGUAAAUGAGGAUGAGCUGAUCACCGAAACGGAGACAAGUUUCGCCGGUCUUAAGUUGGAAUCGGAGUAAUUUAAGUUCUCUUUGUAAAGUUGUUUAGGGCACUGCCAAUAACAAGUGUUUUCGGUAAACUUAGAAA
Messenger RNA from Drosophila gunungcola (fruit fly), 948 nucleotides. RefSeq names its product SRR1-like protein. Lineage: Eukaryota; Metazoa; Arthropoda; Insecta; Diptera; Drosophilidae. The record is from RefSeq and is a predicted model, not a curated record. Gene Ontology annotation, biological process: microtubule-based process. Gene Ontology annotation, cellular component: cytoplasm; nucleus. Bases 51 to 881 code for a protein of 276 amino acids. The transcript is spliced from 2 exons.